This is a messenger RNA of Castor canadensis (American beaver), 2260 nucleotides long. RefSeq names its product coiled-coil domain containing 86 (gene Ccdc86). NCBI's taxonomy places the organism in Eukaryota, Metazoa, Chordata, Mammalia, Rodentia, Castoridae. Gene Ontology annotation, cellular component: nucleolus. The record is from RefSeq and is a predicted model, not a curated record.
CGCACGUCACUGAGCCCACGCGCCUUGCGCAUGCGUCUACUAAGCCCAGCCCCCGCCUUUCUGCCCCUCACCAACAUGGCCGCCUCGGCAACUACCUUCCCUACGGAUUAGAAUGCGGCCACCUCUGACGUCAUAAGGAGGCGCCGGUGUCUAUUAGGUGGAGGGGUCGCACGUGUGCUGGGAAUUGGACACUUUCAGGCUGCGCCAUGAAUACACCGCUAAGGCGCAGCAGGCGGCUGGAAGGCCUGAAUCCAGAAACCGCAGAGAACGUCCCGGCUGCUUCGCAGGCGAGACGGGCCCUUGUGGAGUUCAAGCCUAGCACAGAAGAAACGAGGGAGCCCGGGUCCCCUGUGAGUGUGCGGCAACAUGACCUAGGGUUUCCUUCAUGUCAACCGGACUUAAGCCCGGGAUCACCCACUCUGCGGCAGGAUGCAGACUUGGAGUCCCCCCGAAGGCAGCCAGAGCAGAACCCAAAGUCCCUCCAGCGUCAGCAAGAUCCAGGCCUGGAGUUACUUCCAAGACAACCCGAGCCGAGUCCCGAGGCCCCCCAACGUGCGGAGUCACCAAAACUGUCCCAGGACCAAGAGCAGCUGGACUCGGAGGGGGCCCAGGGUAAGGAGGAGCUGACCCCAGGGUCUCCCCAGAGUCACCAAGAUGCAGGUUUGGAGUCACCUCCAGGACAGCCAGAGCUGAGUUCUGUUUCCCUCCUACGUGCGGAGUCACCAAAACUGUCCCAGGACCAAGAGCAACUGGACUCGGAAGGGGCCCUGGGUAAGGAGGAGCUGGCCCCAGGGUCUCCCCAGCGUCACCAAGAUGCAGGCUUGGAGUCACCUCCAGGACAGCCAGAGCCGAGUUCUGUUUCCCUCCUACGUGCGGAGUCACCAAAACUGUCCCAGGACCAAGGAGAAUUGGACUCGGAAGGGGCCCUGGGUAAGGAGGAGCUGGCCCCAGGGUCUCCCCAGCAUCUGCAAGAUGCAGGCUUGGAGUCACCUCCAAAACAGCCAGAGCCGAGUUCUGUUUCCCUCCUACGUGUGGAGUCACCAAAACUGUCCCAGGACCAAGGAGAACUGGACUCGGAAGGGGCCCAGGGUAAGGAGGAGCUGACCCCAGGGUCUCCCCAGCAUCAGCAAGAUCCAGGCUUGGAGUCACCUCCAAGACAGCCAGAGCCGAGUUCUGUGGCCCCCCAGCGUGCGGAGUCACCAAAGCUCUCCCAGGAUGAGGGAGAACUGGACCCUGAGAGGGCCCCGGGUAAGGAGGAGCUGACCCCGGAGUCUCCCCAGCGUCAUUUGCAACCGGGCCCAGAAUCCCCAGAGCCUCAUCCAGUUCAUCAAGCUCCGAGUCCCCAGCCCUCGAAACCACCAGAGGAGCUGACACCCCAGGCUCCCGGCUCCCCCGGGCGCCAGCAGGACCAUAGCAAGACAUCUAAGGCCAGGAAGACAGAGACAGGCAGCCUCUGUGCAAAGAGGCACAAUGCAUCUUCAACCCAGGCCCCACCGUCCAAGAAGUUAAAGAAGGAGGAAGAGAAGCUUCCUGAAAUCCCUAAGGGAAAGCCCAAAUCUGGACGUGUAUGGAAGGACCGCUCCAAGAAAAGGUUCUCCCAGAUGGUCCAGGACAAGCCCCUGCACACCUCCUGGCAACGGAAGAUGAAGGAGCGGCAGGAGAGGAAGCUGACCAAGGACUUUGCCCGGCACCUGGUGGAAGAGAGGGAGAGGCGCCGGCAGGAAAAGAAACAGCGCCGGGCUGAGAACCUCAAACAUCGCUUGGAGAAUGAGCGGAAGGCUGAGAUCGUCCAGGUGAUCCGGAACCCAGCCAAGCUCAAGCGCGCAAAGAAGCAGCAGCUGCGCUCCAUUCAGAAGAGGGACACCCUGGCCCUGCUGCAGAAGCAGCCACCCCAACGGCCAGAAGCCCAAGUCUGAGCUGAGGACAGCCCUCCAGGGCCAGCACUCCAACCCUGUGACCUCAGACAGGGCCCCAGCCUGGACAGGGCUCCUGGGCCUUGAAACUCUUGGGCAGGUCUCUGUGGGUCAGAGGCCCAAAGAGAGUCAGCUCCCUCUUUCCUUCCUCAUCCUUCUCCAAGUGCCUUCAGACCAAGAACAGUACAUUCUUGUUCCUCAGCUGGUGACUCACCAAAAUAUGUGGUCAUGUCUCGGGGUCCUGGGUCCAACCCAGGCCUGGAGGCCAGCAGUCAGGAACCAGCUCCCUGCCACUUUCCCAAAGGUCACCUGGCCCCCAACCAACUGAAUCCAGCUCUUCCCACCAC